This is a messenger RNA of Oryzias melastigma (Indian medaka), 1792 nucleotides long. It is a transcript of the gene dlx2a, whose product is annotated as distal-less homeobox 2a. The coding region runs from base 644 to 1477 and encodes 277 amino acids. Lineage: Eukaryota; Metazoa; Chordata; Actinopteri; Beloniformes; Adrianichthyidae. The record is from RefSeq and is a predicted model, not a curated record. The transcript has 3 exons. Gene Ontology annotation, molecular function: DNA-binding transcription factor activity, RNA polymerase II-specific; RNA polymerase II cis-regulatory region sequence-specific DNA binding. Gene Ontology annotation, biological process: cell differentiation; negative regulation of transcription by RNA polymerase II; embryo development.
AGCAGGGGGCGCUGGAGCAGCUCUGUCUGAUCACACAAAAGAAUACACAUCAGCACAUUUGAGGAGAAAUGUUGAUAAUUCCACCUUAAGUUAUUAUCAUUAUUUUAUUUUUUUGCAAUUUCUCUCGUAAAUAUUAAAUUAAAAUAUUUAUUUUUACAAAAAUCUCACUGCAGAUCUUAAAUUGUAAGCAUUAAAUUCAGGUGCAACAAAACGGAUCUGUUACUUGCAUUCAUUUUUGUUCAGUUUUGCCACAUAGGAACCAGACGUUUUGCCCUCUCCUUCAUGUUGCUCCCCAUGAUAUUUUUAACUGCAUUGAUGGAAAACUGCCUGCAGACAACUGGAAAGACAAGCCUGAACAAAUAAUGGAGGGUGGACGCGGUGGGGAGUAGUCAGUGGUGCAGCCCUUACCCAUUGGUUGCCUCAGACACAGGAGCUCUCCCUCUCACAUAAAUGCGCUCCAACCGCCGACCGUCUCGUAUCAUCAAAAGGCCGCUGUGAGAGGGGCACGCGCGCCGCUUCUUCUUUUUUUUUACUGUCACAGUUUGAGCGGGGAUGAGCUUUGGUCCAAACAGCUGAGUCGUGCAUGGUGUUUUAUUUUUUUUAAUUUUUAUUUACUUGAUGCACAAAUUUUGACAACUUCAAGAUGACUGGAGUUUUUGAGAACCUAAACACCGAUAUGCAUUCCAACCAGAUUACCUCAAACAGUUACCACAGCUUGCACAAAUCCCAGGAAUCUCCAACCCUGCCGGUAUCCACGGCCACGGACAGCAGCUACUACAACGGCCCGCAGCCUGGACACUGCGCCGGGACUCCCUUUGGCCAGCUGGGCUCGUAUCAGUACCACAGCAGCGCCGCGGGCUCGGUGCCAUACAACGCCAAGACAUACGAGCUUGGUUUUAAUUCAUCUUAUGGUGCAUACAGCUCGUAUGGUUCCACGAAUUCUCCUACUCCUCCAGCAGAUACUGAGAAAGAAGAGAGCGAGCCAGAAAUCCGGAUGGUUAAUGGAAAACCAAAGAAGGUCAGGAAACCUCGAACCAUUUAUUCCAGUUUCCAACUGGCUGCACUUCAGCGGAGGUUUCAAAAGACGCAGUAUCUGGCUCUGCCAGAACGGGCCGAGCUGGCAGCCUCGCUGGGCCUUACGCAAACACAGGUCAAAAUCUGGUUCCAAAACCGCCGCUCCAAGUUCAAGAAGCAGUGGAAAAGUGGAGAAAUUCCCCCAGAGCAACAUGUUGCUUCCAGCGAGUCUCCUCCGUGCACGUCUCCGCCAGCGACCGCCUGGGACUUUCCACAGACUCAGAGAAUGAAUAGCAUCAGCUCGAGUUUACCUCAGAGCAUCAGCCCUCCCAACACGACGGCGCCUUCAUCGUUUUUGACGAACUACUCCUGGUACUCCACGACGAACUCUACCACGCAUCUGCAGUCCCCUCUGGUCCAGCACCAUCACGGCUCUGCUUUAAGUGCCGGGACGAUAUUUUAGGACUGAAAAAUAAAACAAAAAACAUUGGGGUGAAAAAGUAAUUGUAUUACGCGUUUGCGCCUUUACGCGCAAAACGCACCAAAUGGAUGGAGCAACCGAUUUUCUCCCAGUCAGUAGAUUUUUUACAGUUAUUUUUGUAUUUAUUUAUUUUUGUUUGUUUGUGUGAGGGGACGAAUGAACCACUACUACCCAAAGCAAUCACAGACUGGGCGCGAGCUCACCUUUACGCGGACGUCACUUUUUUGGGAGGGGGGGGUCAUUCUUGCAGGACAGACCGUCACAGAUGUAGCACAAAGUACUGUAUCGUGCCUUUUU